Messenger RNA from Arthroderma uncinatum, 1074 nucleotides. Its product is annotated as 3',5'-bisphosphate nucleotidase. The record is from RefSeq and is a predicted model, not a curated record. The transcript has a single exon. Lineage: Eukaryota; Fungi; Ascomycota; Eurotiomycetes; Onygenales; Arthrodermataceae. Gene Ontology annotation, biological process: phosphatidylinositol phosphate biosynthetic process; sulfate assimilation. Gene Ontology annotation, molecular function: 3'(2'),5'-bisphosphate nucleotidase activity. The coding region runs from base 1 to 1074 and encodes 357 amino acids.
AUGUCGUCCACCCCGUCGUAUCGCCAGGAGCUGCGUGUGGCAGAGCUGGCCGUCCAGCGGGCGUCUCUCCUCACCCAGAAGGUCGCGCAGCUAAAGGCCAAGGGUACCCUGUCCAAGGACGAUACCUCCCCGGUGACCAUCGGCGACUUCGGCGCCCAGGCCCUCAUCAUCCAGGCUAUCAAGAAGAACUUCCCCGAUGACGAGAUCGUGGCCGAGGAGGAGGCGAGCUCGCUGAGGGAGAACAAGGCUCUGAGCAGCCAGAUCUGGGAGCUCGUCAAGGAGACCCGUCUCAACGAUACCGAGAGUGAUUGGCUCGUCGGCGGUCAGAUGCCCAGUGAAGAGGUCUUCCUCGACACCCUCGACAGCGGCAAGAGUGCCGGUGGCCCCAAGGGCAGGAUAUGGGCCCUCGACCCCAUCGACGGCACCAAGGGCUUCCUCCGUGGCGAGCAGUAUGCCGUCUGCCUCGGCCUCAUCGUCGACGGUGACCUCAAGGUCGGAGCCAUCGGCUGCCCCAACCUCCCAGUCUCUGACGCUGCCCUCACCCCCACAGUCGGCCAGUCUGGCUCUGACGGCAUUGAAAUCGGUGUUCUCUUCGGUACCGUCAAGGGUGCCGGUUCCACCAGCCGCAAGCUCGGUGACGGUGCUCUCCUCCCCAGCAAGCCCAUCUCCAUGAGACCUGUCCCCAACAUCGCCGAUGCCUGCUUCUGCGAGAGCGUGGAGUCCGGCCACUCUGCCCAAGGUGACAAUGCCGAAGUCGCCAAGCUGCUCGGCAUCACCAACCCAAGCAUCCGUCUCGACUCGCAGGCCAAGUACUGCUCCAUCGCCAGAGGCGCCGGAGACAUCUACCUCCGUCUGCCCACUCGUCCCGACUACCAGGAGAAGAUCUGGGAUCACGCCGCCGGAGACUUGCUUGUGCGUGAGGCAGGCGGUGAGGUCACUGACAUCCACGGCAAGAGACUCGAUUUCAGCAUCGGCCGCACCCUCAAGGACAACAAGGGUGUCGUUGCCGCCCCUGCAACCAUCCACGCACAGGUCAUCGAGGCCGUCAAGGCCAUGUACGCUGCCAAGGCAUAG